This is a messenger RNA of Leptinotarsa decemlineata (Colorado potato beetle), 3594 nucleotides long. Its product is annotated as amyloid-beta-like protein. Gene Ontology annotation, cellular component: neuronal cell body; neuron projection; membrane. Gene Ontology annotation, biological process: axonogenesis; central nervous system development. Lineage: Eukaryota; Metazoa; Arthropoda; Insecta; Coleoptera; Chrysomelidae. The record is from RefSeq and is a predicted model, not a curated record. Gene Ontology annotation, molecular function: transition metal ion binding; heparin binding.
UGAUCACAUCCACAAUCAAAGUAACUGUUGGACAUUUGGUCGAUGGAAUUCUACAGCUGGAAAUGCUUGCCAAGAAAAAGGACUUCAGCUUCGAUCAUUUGCAAUGCUCCUCCCAUGUGGAAUUUCCUUGUUCAGUGGUGUCGAGUUUGUUUGCUGUCCAAAACACUUCAAAGACAAUGUCAAACCGAAGAAACCAGUAGAUCUGACCAUCCUAAAAAAGGAACAAGAAGUAUUCGACAAAGUUGACGACGAUGCUGACGAUUCAGAUGAAGAUGACGAUAAAGAAGACAAAGAUGAUCUUGAAGACCUUGCUGACGAUACAGAACUCUCAGAUGAUCCCAACGUGGAUGACGAAGAUGACGAUGAAGAUGAUGAUAUGUAUGAUGACAAUUUUGACUGGGAUACCACACCGUCCAGUACCACCUUGGGAUAUAGACCAACCACUCCUUCGACAACUCCAUCAACCACAACGACCACGAGAACUACUACCGUUUCUACUCCAGAUCCGUACUUCACUCAUUUCGAUCCAAGAAAUGAACAUGACAGCUAUAAAGAAGCACAGGAACGUCUAGAAGAAACUCACCGCGAAAAAGUCACCAGAGUAAUGAAAGACUGGUCCGACUUGGAAGAAAGGUACCAAGACAUGAGGCAAUCUGAUCCCACCGGAGCCGAUGAAUUCAAGCAGAGGAUGACUCAGAGGUUCCAGCAAACCGUCCAAGCUCUCGAAGAAGAAGGCGAUGCCGAGAAACACCAACUAGCUGCCAUGCACCAGCAACGCGUGCUAGCCCAUAUCAACCAAAGAAAGAAGGAGGCCAUGUCAUGUUAUACACAGGCUCUCGAUGAUGUACCCCCAAAUACUCACCGUGUUCAGAAAUGUCUCCAAAAACUUCUCCGUUCCCUCCACAAAGACCGCGCCCACGCCAUCAGCCACUACCGCCAUCUGCUUGCCAACAGCAUCGAGGCCGCAGCUCGGGAACAACCGAGGACACUUGAACGUCUAACCGAUAUCGACAGAACCGUCAACCAGAGCAUGCAGAUGCUGAAGAGAUACCCCGAUUUGUCUGCCAAAAUUGGUCAACUGAUGGACGAUUAUAUCCAAGCCCUCAGGUCAAAAGAUGAAACUCCCGGAUCGCUUCUUGCCAUGACUACUGAUGCUGAGCAAGCCAUUUUGGAUAAAUACAAGUCAGAAAUAGCCAACAAGCAGGCAGAACGUGAGCGCCAGAGGAUCCAGGAGAAGGAAAGGAAGGAGCAGAGGAAGAAGGAAAGGUACGAGCUGAAAGAAGAGAAGAAGCGAGUUGAGGCCGCUUUAGGCAAGACUAUAACCAACUUUGAUGACGAGGACAUGGAAGAUGAGUCUCUUCCCGAAGACAAGUCAUCGGUAAGCAGCUUCAAUACUACAUCCCUACCCACAUCUGAGAGCACAGUCUCUGAUAUCGCAAACAAUUCCAUAACAGCUGCUGCUGAUGAGCACAACAAAGAAGUAGACGAUGCAGCUGUACAGGAAGCUGUCGAACAAGUAGCUAAAGCUGCGUCUCAUAGACAAGACAUCAUCAGAGUAGCACACGUGAUGAGUCACGAUAUCAGUCACGGGGAGCCAACUUUCUUUCAGACAUACUCCGUGAGAAGGGAAGUCUAUGGACGCAAAGACGGAAGAAGCGUUUAUUUCACUUUAGCUUUCGCUGGUAUGGCCCUGAUGGCGGCAAUAGUGGUGGGUGUAGCAGUUGCCAGACGUAAAUCCGCCAGAUCGCCACAAAGCCAAGGAUUUGUUGAGGUGGAUCAAGCAGCAACUCCUGAAGAAAGACAUGUCGCAAACAUGCAGAUAAACGGUUACGAAAAUCCUACUUACAAAUAUUUCGAAGUGAAAGAGUAAUCAUAUUAAAUUUAUUUGUGGACUUUUAGUUGACUUCCGAAUUGUUAUUUAACCUGGCAGCAUUUAAUUUAUGUUAUAAUUUAUGUUGUGAGUUUCGGUUAAACUGAUUUAUUAAGUUUGAUAUUAUUUGAGGCUAAUAGGAUUCUAAUCAUUCCAUAAUGUGUUAUUUAACUGUACUUAAAUAAGCAACUCGAUAAUAAUUCUACAUAUGCAAAAUGAGAAAUAUAUGAAUAUUUUGAAAACUUGAACAGUAUAUAAAGUAAUAACUUUUGCAUAUGACAGUCCAAUACUUCAUGUAUUCAGUUAUAGUGCGGUAAUGUAGUGGUACACAUUCAGUGAAGAGAUAUUAGUUAGAAUUCGAUAAUGGUAUCACUACAGUACUGGAGUUAGUUGCUAGGUGUAUAUGGUACCCUCCAUAUUAUAAUUAAUGAAAAUUAGAUUAUAAAGUGCAUGUUAUUCAACAAGCUUUUGUACAAAGUCUUUUUAUUUUUGUUAUGACUUUAUCAGCUUUACUCAUUCCCUCACCCCAAUGCCCAGGAUAUUCGCUAUGAAUCGUGCUUGAUCAACAAAUGUUCAGAUCAAUAUGUAGGUCAAUGAAGUACCCAAUUUUUUUCGUAUGAGAUGCAGAUCCUGAUGAAAACUUGUUUGAGAAUUCGUGGAGGCAUUUUUUAGUCUGAAUGGCAUACGUAUGUAAUACGUAAAUAGAGGUGUUGUUAAUUUUCAAGUCGAUUUGAAUGAUUCAGAAUUCAUUGAAAACUAAGAUUGUAGGAAGUGGAUGAUUUAGCUCAAUCCUCAGGAAUUCUUUUGUGAGCAACUGAAGAAUUCAGCAGUGGUACUUUGUUGGGCUAUUGAGUGAUACGUAUUUUAUAAAUUCAGUUCAGUUGGUAGUGAUAUUCUAGGGAAGAAUUUUGGGUUAUUCAUAGCCGUUAUACAUACUGAAUUGUAUUUAACACGUAGUAAAUACUAUUGUGUUUAUUUUUUCUUCCCUACUGUAUAACAUCAACUACUAAUUUUUCCAUCAAGUCGAUAGUUUUUUAUUUUAGAGAAUAUUGUAUGAUCUGUGAAGUCUAAAAAUAUUACUCAUUUUUAUGCUAAUAUUUUCAUAUUUAGGAGGUAUUCCUUGCAAAAUCUUGCCUUUAAUUUCGUUACAGUUUCGGUACAAACAUCCUUAUCACAUUUAUAAUUCAUUUGAAACCAAACCAUUUGUAGAUACAACACAUUCCACGUUUUUAAGGCAUCUACUGAGCAAAAUUUCCCUAAACACGAUUUUUCUGAGGUGUCCGUUGGCACCAUCAACAAGACAUGCGUAUUGUUGGGAUUUGGCUGUUAACUUAGGAAUUUCAUCUGGCAUUUCUCUCGAGGAUUUCAUACACUAUUACGAAAGCUUAUAAGUGGAUAGCUUCAGUAAUAAGCCUAGUGUUAAGGUAAUCCACUGAUUUCAAAUCACUAGCAGAUUUAUAUCAUACGAAAAGCGUGUUUGUUGAUGUGCAUAUUAGUAUUUUCCCAAAAUUUUCAUAAAAAAAAUUGUAAAAUAUUUUUGAACAAUAUCAUGUAACUGUUUUUGGAUUUUCACUGGUUCUCUUUUUUGGAUAAAGCUGUGUUAUUUCAAUUAGUACCUUAAUCUACCUAAUCUUGGAUAGAUUAGUUUAUUUAGCAUAGUUAUUAUAUGUUUUGUGGCCAUGUAAUUUUAAAUUAAUGUAAUAAAACCUAACUUAUUAUUUUAA